Molecule: messenger RNA, 786 nt
Organism: Phaethon lepturus (White-tailed tropicbird)
Lineage: Eukaryota; Metazoa; Chordata; Aves; Phaethontiformes; Phaethontidae
Gene: POLR3D
Product: polymerase (RNA) III (DNA directed) polypeptide D, 44kDa
Biological process (GO): transcription by RNA polymerase III
Cellular component (GO): RNA polymerase III complex
Molecular function (GO): DNA binding
Source: RefSeq, a predicted model, not a curated record
UUCGGCCCUUCCCACAUCAUUAACAUCAAGAAGGAGAAGAGGGAGACGGACGAGGAGACGAAGCAGAUCCUGCGGAUGCUGCAGAAGGACGAUUUCCUUGACGAUCCGGGGCUGAAGAACGACAUCCGUAACAAGCCAGUGCAGCUGCCACUGGCCCACUCGGGCUGGCUCUUCAAGGAGGAGGUGACGGAGCAGGAGGACUCCCCGCCACUGGGGGGCUGCCCUCCCUCCCCGUGCCCACCCGCCGCCUCUCACCCCCCGGUGCCAGUGAAAGAAGAGCCGUGCGAUGAGGACCCCCUGCCCAAACCGGUGCAAACCAAGGGAUCCCCCGGGUUCCCCCGGGACGUGCUGCUCCAGCGGCUGAGCCUGUCGGCCGAGGAGGAGCUGCUCUUCCUGCAGCUGCCCGACACGCUGCCCGGCCAGCCGCCCACCCAGGACACCAAACCCAUCAAGACAGAGCUGCAGAAUGAGGAAGGGCAAGUUGUCGUGGUGAAGCAGGAGAAGAGCCAGGAGGCGAGGCAGGCGGAGAAUACCUGCACCCUGGCCGACCUCCCUGAGGGGCAGGUGGGGAAACUGCUCAUCCGCAAGUCGGGGAAGGUGCAGCUGGUGCUGGGCAAGGUGACCCUGGACGUGACCAUGGGGACCCCCUGCUCCUUCCUACAGGAGCUGGUGUCCGUCGGCAUCGGAGACAACCGGACGGGCGAGAUGAUUGUCCUGGGCCACGUGAAGCACAAGCUGGUCUGUUCCCCGGACUUUGAGGCUCUGCUGGAACACCGGCACCGGUAG